This is a messenger RNA of Delphinapterus leucas (beluga whale), 2865 nucleotides long. RefSeq names its product 5', 3'-nucleotidase, cytosolic (gene NT5C). Gene Ontology annotation, molecular function: 5'-nucleotidase activity. Gene Ontology annotation, cellular component: mitochondrion. Lineage: Eukaryota; Metazoa; Chordata; Mammalia; Artiodactyla; Monodontidae. The record is from RefSeq and is a predicted model, not a curated record. Gene Ontology annotation, biological process: pyrimidine deoxyribonucleotide catabolic process.
AAAGCAGCUUUCAAGUCAGAGAGCACGAGUUCAGAAUGCCAAAAUGAAAAUUAAUGGCUCUCUGGUAAUAAAAUACAGGAAUAAUAUGGAUAAUUGGUAUCCAGAAUAAUUAUUAGCCAAUACCCUUUACACUCUUCUACCACCUACCCUCCUGUGCUGGGUGCUAACAUUCAAAAUUUCAAGUCCUCUCAUGCCUGUAGGGUGCUUCUCAAUGGUGGGUGGUCAGAGAAGAAGGCUCCAAAGAAAGGAAGGGUCCACGUAGAUAGAAGGGGACAGGGUCAUCUGAGUCCUCUCAAGUGAUACAGGAGACAGAAGAUGGGAGAAAGCUCACUAGGUUCUAGGCAGAAAGUUCCAGACCAACAUGCUAUAUUAAGUGUCCAACUUGGGCACUGUAAAUCGGCUUUUUAGGUCUAGCUGUGCUACCGACCAGCUAUGUGCCUUGGGCUUGUCAUUUGGGAGCUCAGUUUCCUAACUUAAAAGUAAGACUUUUGAAUGAGGUCACCUCUAAAAACCUUCCCAUGACUGAAAUGACUCAAACCUAGUGUAUAACCACCAGCUAUUCUGACUUACUGGGCACGUCUUUGGGAAGAAUAAGGGUGACCAUAGGUUGUGGAGGUGUUAAGUGUUUCUCCCUUACUGUGUAAAGUAUUUGCAAAAUGGAAAAUCAACAGCUGUGCUACACAGUCUUUCCAGGUUCACCAGAACAGGUUAGCCCUACCAAUCACCUGAGUUACGGUUUGUCAUGACUUCAGAGAUAGGGAACCUGCACCCUUCUCUCUCAGUAAUGGUGGAGCUCCUGGGCAAGAGAGGUCCCUGAUUUGUGUCACAACUUGUAACUUGGCUUUAGUUUUUUAAUUCUGUGAAGGUAAGUGCCCAGCCUAAAGGUGUUCUGCCAGUCAUUUUGGUACUAUUACAGAUUUUUAAAAAUUCUAUGUAAACAUGUUUGCUAAGGGUGUUGAAUUUUCCAGUUAGAAAGCUUAGUGUUUAGAAGAUGAAGUUGAAUGAUCUUAAAAUGAUGACGAUGGCAGAAGAAUCAGCAUUUUGUUGACAGUGUGGACUUUUUACAGAGUUAUGUGUCUCAAGUGGCUUGGUGUUUAUUGCUGAUGUCUAUUCUACCUCUUUAGCAUUUUAAAAUUAGAUCGCCAGGCUCCCCUUCCUUAUGCUUCUGUUCCAUUGGGUUUAGACGUAUUGGGGUGCUGAGGUGGGGAACUACAGGAAGAUGGGUCACUUACUCAAAUCUGAAUCUAGUUUGUAGGUAAAUAUAUUUACAUGUAGUCAGGAAAUUGCGUGAAAUCUACAAAAAGGAGAGUCAACAAAACUCAGCAAUGCUAAGCAUUUUCUAGAGGAGGAUGGAACUGCCAAUUCUAGAGACCUGUCAGUUCCACAAAAAGGAUUGUCCCGAUUACCUGAGCCUGGUGGUAAAAUCGCCUCUUCCGGUGGAACUGGAUGUUUAAAGCAGAUGCUCCCAUGUUUCACGCCAACUCUGGUUUAUGAAUUCGUCUCUGAGGAGCUCUGCUCACACGAACCAGUUGUCUUCAGCAGAUUCAUUCACUUUUGACCGUUACUGGGAGUCCCCGUGAUUCGGGCCGUGGGUUGGUGCUGCCUUGACGGGUUGGAAGCUCUGCUCCGGUCCCCACAGCAGGGUGCGCAGGUAUGGCGUCUCAGGUUUAAGGAGGCUUCACUCCUUGUUAGACGACGCUUCCCAGUAUUUAGGACAGUCCCUCCUGUCGGGCCCCUGGAAGUUCUGCCCCGAGUAACAUUCGGCGUGAGCGAGGACGUCUGCUACAGCGUGGAAGACUGCUGAUGUGCACGUAGGUGCGUCCUCAGACCAGAAAGCAGCCCAAGCCAUCGCCACGCCGGCCCCGCCCCCCGAAACGGGGCUGCCCAUGCAAAUCAGCCGCGGUCGAGCCCGCCCACCCCACGGCUCCGGAAGCUGCAGUGCCCUCGUCCAGCUCCGCGCGGCGGCUCCCGGGGCCACGUUUCCGCCGGGCCGCCUGCCUCGCAGCGAUGGCGAUGCAGAUGGCUGCGCGGCGCGGGCGGCCAGUGCGGGUGCUGGUGGACAUGGACGGCGUUCUGGCGGAUUUCGAGGCCGGCCUCCUGCGGGGCUUCCGCCGAAGCUUCCCCCGGGAGCCGCACGUGCCGCUGCAGGAGCGCCGCGGCUUCCUCGCCUGCGAGCAGUACCGAGCCCUGCGCCCGGACCUGGCGGACAAAGUGGCCAGUGUGUAUGAAGCCCCAGGCUUUUUCCUAGACUUGGAGCCCAUCCCUGGAGCCUUGGAAGCAAUGCGGGAGAUGAAUGACAUGCAGGAUACCGAGGUCUUCAUCUGCACCAGCCCUCUGAUGAAGUAUGACCACUGUGUGCACGAGAAGUACCACUGGGUGGAGAAGCACCUGGGGCCCCAGUUUGUGGAGCGCAUUAUCUUGACGAGGGACAAGACGGUGGUCUUGGGGGACCUGCUCAUUGAUGACAAGGACACCAUUCAAGGCCAAGAGGAGACCCCAAGCUGGGAGCACAUCUUGUUCACCUGCUGCCACAACCAGCACCUGGCCCUGCCCCCCCCACGGAGACGGCUGCUCUCCUGGAGGGACAACUGGAAGGAGAUUAUAGACAGCAAGCGGGGAGCCCUGCAGCGGGACCGAACCGGCCUGGGGCCGCCCCAGGAAUAAGGUGAGGGGCCAUGGCCGUGGACAGUAGCUGAUGGAAGGCAGACCAGCAGCGAGCCCGGGCAGAACUGAGCGACAGGGCAGCAUCAUGGCAAUGACCCCUCAGCACUGUGCCAGCCACCUGAACCCUCCUGGCAGAGCUGGCCUGGAAACAUGGUGGGAAAAUCAGGAAACUUUUUAAUAAAACACUUUGGCUCACUGCUC